AUGGUUGGCGCAAGUGCGACGGCGACACAGCGUUUAAAAAAGGACUAUCAGAAGUUGCUAAAGGAGCCAGUCCCGUUGAUGCAAGCACAUCCCCUGCACUCGAAUAUCUUGGAAUGGCACUACGUAAUCUUCGGCGCACCAGCAACUCCCUUCGAAGGUGGUGUUUAUCAUGGAAAGCUGCUAUUCCCGGCGGAUUUCCCCUUCAAGCCACCAUCGAUUUUCAUGAUCACGCCGAAUGGACGCUUUCAAACAAAUACACGGCUUUGCCUUUCAAUCUCCGACUUUCAUCCCGACACUUGGAACCCGGCGUGGACAGUUGGAACAAUCAUUACUGGCUUGAUGUCUUUUAUGAACGAGGCUGCCCCAACACUCGGAAGUUUGAACACCUCGGACGCGGAGAAACGGCUGCUGGCUAAGAAAAGCAAGGCAUUCAAUCUUCAGGACAAAAUCUUCUGCGACCUUUUUUCGGAGCUCACCGACGAGUACAAGAAGGAGUUGUCCAAGCAAAGUGUGCAAGAAGAGGAACGACUCCGCGAAGAGGAGGAACAAAUAAAUAGAAAUCGAACGCCUAGCUCAGGCCUAUCGUCGCUAGUUUCUAAUUUGAUUGUUAUAGCCGGCGUCGUGGUUCUUGCGUUUGCAGUUAGAUGGGUGGUCCAAAAUGCACAGGAACAGGACCCAUAUUACCAAUCU
Mesorhabditis belari is the source of this 690-nucleotide messenger RNA. NCBI's taxonomy places the organism in Eukaryota, Metazoa, Nematoda, Chromadorea, Rhabditida, Rhabditidae. The record is from the annotation of a GenBank genome assembly.